This is a messenger RNA of Polistes dominula (European paper wasp), 1330 nucleotides long. RefSeq names its product microtubule-associated protein 1A-like. The record is from RefSeq and is a predicted model, not a curated record. Lineage: Eukaryota; Metazoa; Arthropoda; Insecta; Hymenoptera; Vespidae.
AUGGAUACAGAAGAAAAAAUAGAGGCUAAAACGUCACAUACUUUAUCAGAAGUGACUACUCAAUUAGAAAUUGAAUUGGAAGAACCUUCUUUGGCUGAAGAGGUUCCAGUACAACAAUUACAACCAUUUAGUUUUCAUGCUGCUUCAACAUCAGAUUCAGAUGAGAUGGACAAAAGAAAUGAUGAGUCACUACAAGCAGAUAUUUUACAACAAGAAAGUAGUUCGCUACAAGAAGAUAAUUCGCUACAAGAAUAUAGUUCGCUACAAGAAGAUAGUUUGCUACAAGGAGGUAGUUCGCUACAAGAAGAUAAUUCGCAACAAGAAGAUAUUUCGCUACAAGAAGAUAGUAUGCUUCAAGGAGGUAGUUUGCUACAAGAAGAUAGUUUGCCACAAGGAGGUAGCUUGCUACAAGAAGAUAAUUCGCUACAAGAAGUUAGUUCACGACAAGAAGAUAGUUUGUCACAAGGAGGUAGUUUGCUACAAGAAGAUAGUUCACAACCAGAAGAAAGCUGGGGGGAAGAAACGUCAAAUAAGUUGAAUUAUCUGCAUUCAAUAGAAACUGGAUCUUCAGAACCUACUUCAUCUUUUCAAGCAGAACAAUCCGAACCAGUUGUUUCUUAUGAUAAGGCAAAACAUGAAUUAAAUGUUUCACAAGACGAAAGUCGGUUAAGGAAAAGGUCAUACGAAAGCACAAGUGAAAACACGGAUAUCGAUGAUUUACAAAAAGAAGGGAGCUCACCAGAAGCAGAUAUUUCAUCAGAAGAAGAUGUUUCAAGAAGGAAAAAAAAAUGUUUAGAAAAAAGAAGACGUUUUGAUUAUACUUCAAUAACAGAUAAAGAUAAAGGUGAAAAGAUUGAUUUCGAUAAACCUUCUUCCUCUGUUCCGAAAGAACAAUCCAAACCAGUUGUUUCUUGUAGUAAGACAAAACCUCAAUUAGAUAUUCCACAAGAAGCAAGUAAGCUAAGAAAAAGGUCAUAUGAAACCACAAGUGAAAGCACGGAUAUCGAUAUAGGUGAUUUGCAAAAACCAGGUAGCUCACUAAAAUCAGAUAUUUCACCAAAAGCUUAUGGUUCACCAAUGAAAAGAAAAUGUCUAGAAUUAAGAAAACGUUAUGAUUCUUCUUCAACAACAGAUGAAGAUAACAAUGAAAAGAUUGGAUUCGAAAAACCUUAUUCCUCUGUUCCAAAAGAACAAUCAAAACCAGUUGUUUCUCGUGGUAAGACAAAACAUCAAUUAGAUAUUCCACAAGAAGCAAGUAAGCUAAGAAAAAGGUCAUAUGAAACCUCAAGUGAAAGCACAGAUAUCGAUAUAGGUGAUUUGCCAAAACCAG